AGCCAAGUUAAGCCAAGCAUGGCCAAGCAGUUAGCUUGCCUCCUUUCCAAUCAUUGCGAGUCCAGGUCCGCUCAGUCCAUGCAGGCGGAGUGUUGUCAAACACCAAAACAAGGCAUGAAGUGUUUUCCCCAGAUACUAACGUACCAUACCUGCGUCAUUCGUGGAUACUAACACAGUAGAUUCACUAUUGUUACAUAUGUAAGCCUCGCACCUCAACGUGAAGCAGAAGUGCAUUUCGGUCUUCCAUUCACGACUCUCUCUCGCUCAAGUCACGCGAUCGAAGUGACUACCAAGCGCGUGAAGGCACUUCCUGUGCUUCUUGACAUUGAUAGCCUGCUCGCAUCUUUUUCCUGUGCUGCACGUUUCCCAUCCUUCCCCCGCGAACUCUUCAGCCAUGGGACUCUUUACCAAACGAAACAAGACUCCGGCUCCGGCAGCCACUGAUGGGCAGACCAAGAGAAGCCAGCGAUGGGGUUCAGACAAAACUCAACGACCUGGCUUCGACGUCGACUCUGGCAACUUCAACCGCAGACCAACAUUCGGUCAAUGGCUCAAGUUCCACUGGAUCGAUAUUUUGACCAUGAUUGCAAUGGGCGCUGUUGGACUUGGUGUUUACGAAGCCAAACCAGCCCCAAGCCGUUCCUUUCCCGUCACCUUCGUGGACGGAGAAGUUGUCUACCCUCAAUUCGCCUAUCCUCUGCGCCAUGAGAUCGUACCAAUCUGGCUCGCCGCGCUCCUGGGAUCCCUCAUUCCCAUUUUCGUCAUCCUCUGCAUGCAGGUCCGCAUUCGAUCUUUCUGGGACACAAACAACGCAAUUCUCGGCCUUCUCUACUCAUUGAUCGGCGCUGCUGUCUUCCAAGUAUUCGUCAAGUGGCUCAUUGGCGGGCUUCGACCACAUUUCCUGAGUGUCUGCGACCCAGACCCAGCUUUGCUGCAGGCCGGUGGCACAGGCUACGGAAAUAUCAUGUUCCAACGCAACAUCUGCCGCGGCGACGUUGAUCAGAUUGAUGACUCGCUCGAGUCCAUGCCGUCGGGCCACAGCACCGCUGCCUGGGCUGGAUUUCUCUAUCUCUAUUUCUACCUGAACGCCAAGAUGAAGGUCUUCAGCAACUACCAUCCCGCAUUCUGGAAGCUCAUUGCACUUUACUCUCCUCUUCUCGGUGCCACCCUCAUCACCGGCGCACUUACGAUCGAUGAGUUCCACAACUGGUACGACUGCCUCGCAGGUGCCCUCAUCGGAAGCAUUUUCGCCAUCUCCGCCUAUCGCAUGGUCUACGCCUCCGUCUGGGAUUUCAGAUUCAACCACAUUCCCUUGACGCGACACACCCCGUUCUCAUAUGGCGCAGGACCAGCAGGUGCCGGCGGUUUCGAAGCUGCCGUUUUCACCCGACAAGCAGGAUGGGGUUACGAGGAAGCUUAUGGUGGGGCUCCAUUUGACGCAGCACACAAUCUGCGAGGACAAGCAACUGGUUUCAAUACCGGCGCACAAGGUCUCCACUCCCACACUGGUCACCACGGCCAUAGGAACGGCGACAUCGAGCAUAGCGCCGGUCUGAACGGCGCUGAUGGGUAUACCAAUGGAAAUAGCAACGGCUUUACAAAUGGGACCACAGCAUCAGGCGGCUCGCCUGUAACGAAUGGAACCGGAGCGGUCGGUUCUGAUGGAAGAUAUGGACACCACCGAAAGAGUCUGGAACGUAAGGCGGUUCCUACCAACCAGUUGUGAGCUUUUGAGUUAUCCAUUUAUGAGCGUCACCGAGCAUGCUGCAUUGAGCAUAAGAGUACUGAACAUGGAGUAUUGAGCGUGGAGCUUUGCUUUA
Exophiala viscosa is the source of this 1820-nucleotide messenger RNA. RefSeq names its product phosphatidate phosphatase. Gene Ontology annotation, biological process: phospholipid metabolic process. The transcript has 3 exons. Bases 395 to 1726 code for a protein of 443 amino acids. The record is from RefSeq and is a predicted model, not a curated record. Gene Ontology annotation, molecular function: phosphatidate phosphatase activity. Lineage: Eukaryota; Fungi; Ascomycota; Eurotiomycetes; Chaetothyriales; Herpotrichiellaceae.